AUGGCUGACAUUGAGCUGGAUGGCAUUGAGAACCUGGACCUGGAGGAUGAGGAUAACUAUGUUGAAGCUGAUACUCAUGUUGAAGCUGAUACUCAUGUUGAAGCUAAAAACCAUGGUGAAGCUGAUAACCAUGGUGAAGCUGAUAAUAAUGAGGAGGAGCACAACACCGGUGAAAAGGAGAACACUGGUGAUGAAAAUGACUUCACUGAGGGUGAAGCUACUCGUGCAUUGGACGAGGUGGCCCGCAGGGCAGUGUAUGGCGCUAAGAAGCAGGCACAGGGAUCGUUUGAAUGGCCGGAGUUCUGCACCGCGCUAAAAGAGGCAUUCAUGGUCAAGAAGUCUGACCUGGAACUGCGCGGGCGCCUUGAGAGGAUCAAGUGUCGUGACCGUUCGGUGCAGGAAUAUGCGAUCCUGUUUGAGGCCGCAGCACGCUUGCUCCAGAAGCCCUUGUCUGAGGAAGAGAUGAUGCACACCUUCAUGAAAGGCCUCCUUGUCAACCUGCAGCAGGCACACAUGACCGGUGGCAUGACCAACUGGACAACUUACAAGGAGAUGAAGGAGCAGGUGAUCAAAACGGACAACAUCAUUCGCACGUACAUUUAUGGUCCUGCAAAGCCAGACCAGCAGCCCCGUGCUGAGGGCUCUGGUGGUCAUGGGAACCGACUCCAGAAUGCCAAUGGCGGAGGUGGUUUGAACAAGCGACCUUUCCAGCAGUGUGAUCACCAGCCUGGCCCACAGGCCAAGAGGGCUAACGGCGCUGGACCUUCUGGAAAGAAGGAUUUUCAGAAGCCCAACUAG
Closterium sp. Naga37s-1 is the source of this 798-nucleotide messenger RNA. The record is from the annotation of a GenBank genome assembly. Lineage: Eukaryota; Viridiplantae; Streptophyta; Zygnematophyceae; Desmidiales; Closteriaceae.